UUUACGCGUACGCAACCACAAAAUCAAGUAAGAACAAGAACGGAAUCAGAAAAACUAAUGCGUAAAAGUAAAAACGUCUCAAAAGUCAAAGUCAAACAUAGUGACAUGUUUGGUUACGUCAUGGACGGGUAAAUAAAAAAAUUACGUUUAUUGACGAGCGAAGAAUUAUUUGGUGAAAAGUUAUUGAAAAUCAUUAAUCGUAAAUCUAAAUCAAUGUGUGAGAAUUAAGGCCAUCAUCAUGGAUUUCUUGACGGUGGACCGUCAGGUGUCUACCUCUUCGGAGAAAAAGGGGGAUGAAUCUGAAGCCAAUGAAGAUCUUGAGGUGGACAAUUCAAAGAGUGUGCUGCUCAAGAUAGCGACCCUGUAUGCAGAGCAGCUGAUGAGUGAUCUGAUCUUGGAGGUGGGAGGAGUUGGGUACCCAGCCCAUCGGCUCAUACUGUGUGCCAGUAGUGAAGUAUUUCAGGUGAUGUUGAUGAACCGUGAGUGGAGCGAGUGGCGAGAGAGUCGCAUCGUGCUGCAGGAGACUCCCACUGCUGCAUCAGUGUUCCCACACUUCCUUAAGUAUUUUUAUACUGGCCAGAUUAGAAUAUCACAUCAUACAGUGUUGCCAGUGCUAUCUCUUGCCGACAAGUAUAAUGUUAAGGAUCUAGUGACGCUCUGCCUGGGCUACAUGUCGCAGCACAUCGCGCAGGCCGCCAAGCGCGGGCAGCUCAUCUCCUGGAUGCAGUACACCAUGGCGUGUGGACAUAAUGACGUCGCUAAGGAAUGUCAGAACUUCGUGAAGUGGAACUUGGAGUGGGUGUGGUCUGACAGCGACCUGAGCGAGCUGGAGGGCGAGACGCUGGUGCAGCUGCUGCAGCAGAGCGACCUCGUGCUGCACAACGAGAUGAGUGUCUACCGCUUCGUAGUUCGGUGGUUGAACCAGCAGCGCGAGCGUCUCUCGGCCUCCGACUUCACGGAAGCCGAGUUCAAGACGCACUGGGAGUCUCUCGUCGCAGCUGUCUUCUCUCAUGUCAGAUUCCCCAUGAUGUGUCCCAACCAGCUGGCUAAGCUGCUGCUGUGCCCGCUCACGCAGGAACACAAAGACUUCUUCAUGGAGAGGAUGGCCAUCGCCAUGAGCUACCAGUCAGGUCAAUACGAACGCGUAUCAGAAGUCCAGCAAACCGAAGCCGGCCGCAUGCUAUUCACGCCCCGACUCUACACCGAAGACACGUGGGGCUCAGUGUUAGCCGUGGACAACUUCCACUCGCUGCCCUGCUACCACACCCGGACCUUCAUCUUCAGCACGAGACCCUCGAUAGCUGAUGUGGCUCCUCAGGAUAAGCUGACGGAGUGGACGGUGGAUUUGUACCCGAAAGGGGUGUGGUUUAGGAAGAGCUUGCUGAUUGUGUGGGCGGGGACUUAUGACGUGCCGGAAGUUGUAUUGCGGACGGUGCGGAUAUCUAUCACGUGUCAGAACUGCCCCGAGUAUACUGUUAACCAGUAUGGCGAGACUGAGCAGUUGGAACCUGAUGUCAGGGUUAAGAUCGGUAUCCUAGUGUGGGGCGUUCAGAAAGGAGUAGAACAUGUGUCCUCCGUCGUGGAACGAGUGCAUCGGUUUUCACCACAAAACAGAGUGCUGAACAUAGACGGCGCCCUGGACUUCGACGAGCUGAACACGCCGCUGUACUCGCCCGCGCCCAAGCGGGACCUGUCGCCCGCGCCGCCCACGCACAAGUACAGCGCUUGUAACACUGGCAGCAAGCGUUGUUCCAAGUGUUCGGAUACCUGCGACUUCCCCGAACCGAAACAUCUGUUGGGUCCUAACAAGGAUCAGCUGCGGAUACAAGUAGUAAUAGUUCCUCUAACGGACUACUGCCACGUGAGCUCGAGCGAGGCGGCGCAGGGAUGACGUCACAACAUCGCGCACUCGCUCUGCCGCCCCCCCGCCACGCAUGAGUGAACGAGAUGCAUAUAUUUCUCUCAGUUACUGCUUUGCUGCAAGAGACGAAGGUGAAUAGAUGUUGGUGAGGUAUGCUUGUUAACUCUGCCUUGCUUGUGUAAUUUGAUCGUAAAUAGACGAAAACCUAAGACAAUCCUAACUAAUAUUAGAAAUGUGAAAUUUGGUACAGACAUAGUUUGGAACUUGAGGGAAGGAGGUAGGAUAGUUUUUAUUACAAAAAAAUAUAAAAAUAAAAUUCAUUCCGGACAUAAGCGCCAUCUAUUGGUCAAACCAAAAAUCUGCCGGAAGUCACUAUUCCACGCGAACGUGUCAAUAAUAUAACUCAUAUAUCUGAAUGGCACAUGUGGUACCUUAUAUCCAUGUGUGGCAUGUUCCCUUCGGGACGCGGGUAAAACCGCGAGCGAUGCGCAUAUUGUUCUUUCAUAUAUGCCGUUACACAAACUUUCGCCUUUAUAUUGUAAAAAAGAUAUUUAAAGUGUCAGUUAUCUGACAGUUAGCAGUGCUAUGUGCCUGUAGCCUGCCUAAAAUUUCCGUCAGAUAUUGCAAACGAAACCUCUGAAACCAAAACCAUGAUAAAAACUGUCAGAGACUCAGUAACCGGUAAAACUGACCAUAAGAUAUGUUUCCAUCUCUGUCUUACUAUAGUUAUUUGGCCAUUGAAAGAAGGUGACAAGCAUACUUCUUAGCAAUUAACAUCUUUGUCUCGUUUAGCCACUGAGUUUGUUAAGUACAUUAAUUAUUAGAAAUACUUUUACACCAUAUUGUUUAAAUAUGUUUCGUUGAAAAUAUUAAAAUAUUUUUUUAAAGAAUUUCAAGUAUAAAUUAUAUUAUGUUAGCUGAAAGAAUGGUGUAAAUUAUUUUAGUUAAUGAAUAGCAAAUUUUGCAAAAAACCCCGGUGUGUUACCGGGUGAUUUUGGUUAAGAUUGCUAGGUUCAUUUUAUUAGCCUGAUAAGUUAGAUAAAAUAUAUAUGUAAAUUAUUAUGUAUGACGAGGGUAGAUAAACGACUGGAUUAAGGAAGGUCUAUUUGAGAUGAAAAACUCAUAGUUCAAUGUUUGUAUGGUUGAAGUAAGGAUUUUAAUGUGUUAUAUACUCACUGUGGGUCGCUUCACUUACCUAUAAUGCUAACCGAACCAUUUUCAGUUGUCAAAUCGCCGAUGUGACCAUUGGGCGGCAAGUAUACGGCUGGUCAUGGUUUGGUCAUAGUUAUAGUUAAAUGGUGCAACUCUCCCUUACUGUAUUAAUAUUAAAAUUCUAGAGUAAUCAAUGACAUUAAUGUGAGGGUUCAGGCGCUUUUUACCAACCAUAUUGAUGUACUUAAACACAUGUGUCUAUUAUUGUCUGAAUUUGAUCGAUUUUCAAGUCUGUAUUAAUAAAUUGAAUUACUUUGGCUUUGUUAUAAUUUGUAUCAUAAUCAAUUUGCUAUUAAAAUCGAUGUUCUUGAAAUAAUUCGACCAUUGUCACUAUUGAAGAACAGUUGUGUUUUUGAGCCCUUAUAAUUAUUUGUACAUUGUCUGGUAGCUAAACCUAAUUUAUAUUUGUUAAAAUGUUAUUGUUCUCGAUGUAAACCUUUUUGAUGUAAUAUCUCGGUGUUGGUUAAAUUCAUGAGUGUUGCCAUUCAUCAAAAAUAAUAGUAUCACAUUAUAAGUAUAAAAUGAUAAUUGCGAAUGGAUGAAAAUUUAAUUUAAUAUAAUAAAUAAUGUUACAUAAUAAUUCAAUCAAUGUAAUAUGUAGAUAAAUUUAUUGCAAGCCUAAUAUUUAUGUUGUAAUAUUCCGUUAUUUGGGGUCUAGUUUUUUAAACCUCUUUUUAUAUUUCUUAAAAUGUUUUAGGAGCUUAGGUACGCCGAAAUAAUAUGUUACGUAACUUUGCAGCGCUCCAUCUAUGUGUAAAUAAAUUGUUUUUAGUUUUAAAA
Messenger RNA from Helicoverpa zea (corn earworm), 3853 nucleotides. RefSeq names its product BTB/POZ domain-containing protein 17 (gene Tango10). The transcript is spliced from 14 exons. Gene Ontology annotation, molecular function: protein binding. The record is from RefSeq and is a predicted model, not a curated record. NCBI's taxonomy places the organism in Eukaryota, Metazoa, Arthropoda, Insecta, Lepidoptera, Noctuidae. Bases 239 to 1891 code for a protein of 550 amino acids.